Messenger RNA from Rhodamnia argentea, 2975 nucleotides. RefSeq names its product disease resistance protein L6-like. Bases 456 to 2531 code for a protein of 691 amino acids. Gene Ontology annotation, biological process: signal transduction; defense response. The record is from RefSeq and is a predicted model, not a curated record. Gene Ontology annotation, molecular function: ADP binding. NCBI's taxonomy places the organism in Eukaryota, Viridiplantae, Streptophyta, Magnoliopsida, Myrtales, Myrtaceae. The transcript is spliced from 4 exons.
GUGACCGUCGACGACUUCGGUCAAGGCAUGCGCGACGCUAUAGCUCCGGCGGUGGACCCAUACAGACGGUGAGUUUUCUGGCUGCGAUCCUGGGUGUUGUUCCAUUUUUGUUGCCAUCUGAUGUAAGUGGAAAAAAUUAUGGCGAGCUUUCUGCAAAUUCCAGAGUGCUCCUCCCUAAACGAUACGCCUUGGUCUUUCUUCUUCUGUUUUCUUGUUAAUAGAAAAAGCAAGUCAAAGUCAAAGUCAAAGUCGUGUUCUCUUUCAAUCAAAACACCUGCCUAAGUGGAGAUCACAGCAGUGGAUGGGUUUUCUUGUUUGAGCGCUCCUCAGGCCCGAAUUGAGUUUUGAGAGACAUUUCUGCAAUUCCCAGAUUUGGGAUUUCGUAUUCCUCUUCUCCUGAGGCUCUGCUCCAUCAAUCUCUUUUACUGCCUCUGUAUUGCUGCAAUACUCUCGAGAUGAAAAGAAGAGAACCCACUGGCCCAGAAGAUCCGAUGUACGGGGCGUCUUCCCCAUCGCCCUCUCCACAUGUAGGUGAUUCUGACUGCAGAGCCAAAAAGCCAAAAGGAAAUGACCACGAAGUAUUCUUGAGCUUCAGAGGGGAAGACACGCGCAAAGGCUUCACUGAUCAUCUCUAUAAUAGCCUUGCCAGUGCGGGAAUUUAUGUGUUUAGAGACGACAACGAGCUCCGUGUUGGUGAGAAGAUUGGUCCGGAGCUUCUCUGCAGUAUUACGCAGUCCAAGAUCUCCAUCCCAAUUAUCUCAGAGAACUAUGCUUCCAGCAGAUGGUGCCUUCGCGAGCUGGCUCAGAUGUUGAAGUGCAAGAGAAGCAGUGGGCAAAUAGUGCUGCCCAUAUUUUACAAAGUGAAGCCCUGCCAGUUGCGACGUCUUACGGGGAGUUUGGGAGAUGCUAUCAAUGCACAUAUAGAGAAUUUGGAUGAAACGGUUGUGAAGGAAUGGGAAGAGGCGCUUGAAGAAGUCAGUUCCUUGAAAGGAUGGGUAUCGGACAAUGUUGAUAAUGGGUGCAUUAUUCUCAACCAAAACUUUGGGCAUGAAGGGACAUUAGUUAAAAUUGUUGUCAGAAAAGUUGCGAGCGAGUUAAAAAGGCUCUUUCGGCUAAUUGUUCCGAACCAGUUGGUGGGAAUCGAUGAUCGUGUGGAAGAGGUAAUGAGCUUGAUAGAUCCUAAAUCCAAUGAUACAAGGAUUGUCGGGAUUUAUGGAAUGGGCGGCAUUGGUAAGACUACUCUUGCAAAGGUGUUAUACAACAAACUCUCCGGUGAUUUUGAGUGUCUUAGCUUUGUGGCAAAUAUUCGAGAAAUAUCUUGGCGCAAAGGUAUUGAAAGCCUACAAAAGCAGCUCAUUUACGAUAUACUGAGAAGUCCACAUGAUGUGUCGACUGUGGACGAGGGAAUUGGUGUCAUCAAAUGUCGUUUUACAAGUAAGAAAGUCCUAAUUCUUCUUGAUGAUGUUGAUGACAAGACUCACUUGAAUGCUUUGGUUGGAGAUGGUAGUUGGUUUAAAGCUGGAAGUAUAGUCAUCAUCACAACUAGAAACAAGAGCAUUCUUGAUGAGGCUGGUGUAGGCUACAUGUACCAACUCAACGAGUUGUCUUUAAAGCAAUCAUUGAUUUUGUUUAGUAGACAUGCAUUUCGGAAGGAUUCUCCUGAGAUUGAUUAUCAGGUUAACUCUCGUGAUGUCGUAUCUACUACCGGGGGGCUUCCAUUAGCCCUUGAAGUCAUAGGUUCAUUCUUAUGUGGAAAGACAAAAAAAGUAUGGAAAGAUACCUCAAAUAAAUUAAAGAAAGUGCUCGGGAAGAAAGUCCAAGAGACUUUGAGGAUAAGUUAUGAAGCAUUAGAUUUUGAGGUGCAACAGAUAUUCUUGGACAUUGCAUGUGUCUUUAUUGGAUCAUCCAAACAAAAUCCAACUUACAUGUGGGAUUCCUGUGAUUUUUUCCUAGAGAGUGGGAUUGAAGUAUUGUGUGUUAUGUCCCCGAUUAAAAUUGACAAAGACGGCAAGCUGAUGAUGCACGAUCAACUGAGAGACUUCGGAAGGGAAAUUGUCCGUCUAGAAAAUCAAAAGGAGCCUCAAGGCCGUAGCAGAUUGUGGAUUCAUGAGGAAGCCAUAGACGUGCUUGAGAGCAACAAGGGCACUAGUAACAUCGAGGCUCUUCGUCUAGACAAAUGUGGUUAUAGAAGAAGCUACACGGGUGAACUAUUUAAAGAACCGACCAGUUUGAGGUUCCUUCAAGUGAACGCUGCGAAUCUUGUUGGAGAUUUCCUGAACUUGCUUCCUCAAUUAAGAUGGCUUCAAUGGGAGGAGUGUCCCUUGGAUUUCGCAGCGGCCAACUUCCAUCCAAAGAAAUUAGUCGUGCUUGAUCCGUCGUGGAGUGGGAUUUCGGAGGACCGGGGAGGAUGGGGUCCAGUUAAGGUAAGAUGUAGCAGAGAAGGCAUAUCUCUUGUUGAUAGUCAUGUGUUGUUGAGAGUCCAAUCUCACCAAGUUCUCCUUUUCUCCUUUCUUUUUCUCGGAGAGGUUUAAUAUCCUUACUCGGAUUAAGGAUUUUUCUCUAAGUAUAAGAGGAAUUUGUAGGCACCUAAAUGUACGAUAAGCUUCUGUCCUUAAUAUGUUAACAAACAAUCAUGCUUAACACUAGACAUACUGAGAAAUAAAAACUUGUUUUAACUGUAUUAAUUACAAUCUUUUAGAAAUAUAACUACAAUAUUUGUGCCCAUCUUGAGUUUUUUUAAUCUGAAUGGUUUGUGGCUUCUAAGUGAAUCUCUCCCGAUGCAUGUCUUUUUAGCAAUUCUUGUUACAUCUGUACAUCAAUCUUCCUUCAUGAAAAAUGAAAAGUUGCAAUUAUUUAGGUAUAGUUUGGUAUGUUCAAAGAAGCACUCUUAACUGUUUUCGACCUGAAAUACUAUUUGAAUGGUCAUAGACAGGAUCAAUUGUUAUGGAAACAAAAGUAAACAUUAAUAUUUGAAA